Messenger RNA from Purpureocillium lilacinum, 615 nucleotides. Its product is annotated as BLI-3 blue-light-inducible Bli-3 protein. Lineage: Eukaryota; Fungi; Ascomycota; Sordariomycetes; Hypocreales; Ophiocordycipitaceae. The record is from RefSeq and is a predicted model, not a curated record.
AUGUCCUUUUCCAACGCAAACGUUGGCGACAAGCCCGCCGACCCGUACAAGAAGGCCAACGAAGAUGACCCCAGUCUCGAGACCAAGGUCAACGACCUGGUUCAGUUCAUGACGUCUUGCAAGUUUGGCAUGAUGACCACGCGCGAGGCCUCAACGAAGAACCUAGUCUCGCGAUGCAUGGCUCUGGCCGCUACUGAGUCUGGUGGCAUCGAUCUCCUGUUCCACACAAACACCGAGUCCGGCAAGACAGACGACCUGUCGAGCGACCCGCACGUCAACAUCUCCUUCCUCAACGUGUCGGGCGAGUGGGCGUCGGUCUCUGGCGAGGCCACGGUCGUGACGGACAGAGAUCUCGUCAAGAAGCAUUACAACCCGGCGCUCAAGGCGUGGCUCGGGGACCUUGGCGACGGAAAGCAUGAUGGUUCGGAGAACGAUCCGCGCAUUGGCGUUAUCCGCGUCAAGAUGCUCUCGACGACGUAUUCGCUUGUGGCCAAGAACAUCAUCAGCCGGGCAGUUGAAGUAGUGCAGGGAGCCAUGACGGGCAAGCCCGCGCAUGUGAAUAGCCUGAGAGAGAUCUCGCAGGACGAGGUCAAGCAGUGGCGGUCUAGCCACUAA